Coniophora puteana RWD-64-598 SS2 is the source of this 1702-nucleotide messenger RNA. RefSeq lists its product as uncharacterized. The coding region runs from base 305 to 1651 and encodes 448 amino acids. NCBI's taxonomy places the organism in Eukaryota, Fungi, Basidiomycota, Agaricomycetes, Boletales, Coniophoraceae. The transcript is spliced from 2 exons. The record is from RefSeq and is a predicted model, not a curated record.
CACAACGCAACGUACGUAACAACUCAUAACAAUGAUCUUGGGCACAACGCAAUAUUACCAGACGACUUGGGCGCAACUUAAAUGCAAUGAUGCGGAUCAUGCCAGCUAUAACAGGAGAGGUUAAUCGAUAAGCUUCUGCCUGGCGAGACGGCGGUCACCGCGUGCACCUCUCGUCUGUCGCACUUUCAUCCGUUUCCACUGGUUCUUCUACCAUCCAUACCGUUCCGUCUAGAGAGCAAAGAUUCGGCACUAAGAGGCGUCUGGCUUGUAGUACGGAUCAAAAGAGCAAACCCUGAGGCCUGCGAUGGCGACUCCAGCUGCCAGCGAGUUUCCCCUUCAUCACAGCUCCUCCCCCAUUACGCAGCUGCCGACUGAAACUCUACUCGACAUCUUUUUCUGGGCUAGCCGCAUCCGAGAUCACGUCGUCGCCUCCGUUGAGGAGGAAAACAAGUUCACAGCACCUAUCGCUCAGUCACUGGCGCCCGUCUGUCGCAGAUGGCUCGAGGUUCUCGCGAUGAACCCGCUCUACUGGAAGAACUUCAAGAUCAUCAUUGACAGUCCUACCUUCUCCAUCGAUAUCAUCGCGACAUUCCUUUCAAUGGUAGCCUCUCUGGACAAAAUCGAGAUCGUCGUAGCACUGAGUUCUGCGAAUUCACGCACGCCGGUGGCUUCUCAAGAGGGUGAAAGGCUCAGCGCUGUCGUUCAACUGUUACCUCCAUACUUCGGGCGCUUAUUAAGUCUCUCCAUCAACUCGGUUUUCCGUUCAUCUGUUGUUCAUGCCAGUCGUUUCUUGAACGGCGCCGUUCUUCCCAAGCUCGUGUAUUUGGCGCUUGUCUCUCAGGAGACGGACGAUACCUCCUCUCUUGAAAUGUCAUCUUUCGAAUGCCCUUCCAUCUCCGUACUCGCAAUAGACGCCAAAAGCUUCGUUGAUCUUUCGCAUUGCGUAAUCAGCUGGCCUACGGUUCCUGAUCGCUUCGACCUCCGAAUCACCAAAUACCGCCCAGACACCCCUUUCCUUGCUCUUGGUGCGCGCAAUGUCGUCAACGCCCUCAAGGUGUUGGAUGAUGUUAACCUCGUUGACCUCGAUAUCGACAACGUUGAAGUUGACACGGACGAUGGCGACGAUGACUACCAGACCUACCCCCGCAUUGAGCAGCUCAUGUGGCUAGGGCUAAAUGCUCUCCGAGGUUCACUCGUAUCCUCACUCUGCAAUGCCAUCCGUUCCCCACAUCUCGGCACCGUCGACGUCGAGGGAUGCGAAUCAUCGUCACGCAGCCCUAUGUCCGGCCAGGAACUCCGUCUCACGGGUAUCCGCUCAAGCUGCACCAUCCUUCGCAUGAUACAGGACUGGGAGGGGUGCGCCUUGAUUGUCAAGGACUGUCCUGGUUUUGACGAUUGGCUGCUCGGAGCGUUAGCGUAUUGCAACAAGGACGAAGACGGCCUCGCAUGUCCAUACAUGUCGCGCAUCGAGAUUUUGGGCGGAUGCACUGCGUUCUCUGCAAGCGCUUUCCAGCGCAUGUGCGAGAUGAGGCACGAUGUGGCUCGCAUUGAGGACAUUGACAUCAAAGAUGCCCCGGUACUGGAUGGAGGGCUUAGAAUGUGGUUCGAGGAGCACAUGGACAGUUUCUUCUGGGUGGAGAGGGCGACAUGAGCGAUGGGUAAAGGGGUUGCUACGGUCAAUAGCUGCAGUUUCGUACGAGUG